AUGCAAGGAAUCAACGUUGAUGCUCUUGUCUCACAAAUUAAUUCAUUAACUUCUGUAUUAAAAGAAGAACAAACUAAGUAUGAAAAUGAGCUUCAAAAAUAUAAAGAAUGUCGAAAGGAAACUAUAGAUGCUGUAAAUAACUGGGGGAGUUCACCAGUUAAAGAAACAACCUCAGCAGAAGAUGUAGAAAUGCCACCAGAAGAGCAAUAUAAAAUGCCAUUAUCAUGGAUUAUUUUAAAAAGAGUAGUUCAAGGAAGAGAUUGGCACUAUGGUAGAACUGAUAAAAAAGAAGAAAAAGGUGUUGUUUUUUCAGUUAAUAAAGAUGGACAAAUAACAGUAAGAUGGGAUGAUGGUGACAAGACUCAUUGCAGUUGGGGAAAAGACGGUAAUUUUGAUGUUACUGUUAUAAGUAAUACACUUGAUAUGACUCCUAUCGAACCAUCAGAACAAAUUCGUAAACCAAUUUCUUGGCUUGUUGGAAGAAAAGUCAAAAGAGGAACUGAUUGGAAAUGGUCUGACCAAGACGGUGGAGAAGGGAAAACAGGUUUAGUAUUAUCUUCUGCUGGAAAAGGAUGGAUUAAUGUUAAAUGGGAGAGUGGAAAAGUUAAUCAAUACCGCUGGGGAGAAGAUGAUUGUCAUGAUGUUGAAGUCAUUUUUUAA
Molecule: messenger RNA, 660 nt
Organism: Entamoeba dispar SAW760
Lineage: Eukaryota; Evosea; Mastigamoebida; Endamoebidae
Exons: 1
Coding region: 1-660 (219 amino acids)
Biological process (GO): protein ubiquitination
Cellular component (GO): cytoplasm
Molecular function (GO): metal ion binding; ubiquitin-protein transferase activity
Source: RefSeq, a predicted model, not a curated record